AUGCCGGGCAAGACACCCCAGCGCAACGGCAAGCCGCCGACCGACCGCGUCACCAGGAGCAGCAAGGACGUCGAGAUGACGGAUGACAAGACCGCGCCCAAGGGCAAGGCUGGGAAGAAGGGCGCCAAGGAGGGCGACGAUAUGACUGUCGUCGUCCCUCCUCCCAAGAACGCCCGUCAAGGAUCCCAGCCUGCUGGUGAUGCCGAAGGUGACGUCGUCAUGGAUGUGGACGAAGAGAGCACCGAGAUCAAGGUCGACCCUGUCACCCAGGCUAUAUCAGAUAUCAAGAGCAAUUUCGCGCUGCUAGACCGUGCCGUUACCCUCUUCGACGCCAGAUUCACCCUGCGGGCACUGAGGUCGAUCUCGUCGCUCCGGAAGCGCCUCACACCCGAGAUCCUUGCCCAGGCCAUUUCCGAGACAUUCCCCGCCACAGGCAACUCUACCACAGUCGCCAAGCAGCUUCUCGCAGGUAUCAACAAGCAGGAUACUCCUUUGGGCCGCCAGCCCGCUGGCGAGACGGAGGCCGAAGGCGAAUCAAAGACCUCGGCGAAGAAUGGCAAGAAGGAGACCAAGGAUGUGAUUCCCGAAAUCGACAUCUUCUUGGGCGUGCUCGUGCAGGUUUUCCUGUACGACUCAAAGAAGUUCCAGCAGGGGUUUGAGUUCUCGAAAUACCUUACUGAGCGCAUCCACUCGCUGAACCGCAGAACCCUGGACUCGCUGUCCGCCAAGGUCUACUUCUACUACCAGCUCUGCGCCGAGAGCCUUGCACCGUUGCCUCCUUCCCCCCAGUCGCCUAUUGUCUCGAUCCGGCCGGCGCUGCUCGCCGCACUCAGGACAGCUGUUUUGCGCAAGGACAUCGACACUCAGGCUUCUGUCAUUGUGCUGCUGCUGCGCAACUACCUCCUCACCUCGCACAUCUCGCAAGCCGACCUCCUCGUCUCGCAUACACAGUUCCCCGAGAAUGCCGCCAACAACCAAGUGGCGCGGUUUCUGUACUACCUUGGCCGGAUCCGGGCAAUCCAGCUCCGUUACACCGAGGCGCAAGAGCACCUCACUGCGGCGACGCGUAAGGCGCCCGCCAGCAACUGCGCUCUCGGCUUUGCUCACUCGGCAACCAAGCUGCUUCUGAUUGUGGAGCUGUUGAUGGGUGAUAUUCCGGAGAGAGCCCAGUUCCGUGUACCUAACAUGGAGCAGGCGCUGCACCCUUACUUCUUACUCGUCCAAGCCGUCCGUGUGGGCAAUCUUGAAGAGUUCGAAACGACCAUUUCCGAGCACGCGGACACAUUCCGCCGCGACAACACUUACUCAUUGAUUCUGCGCCUGCGCCAAAACGUGAUCAAGACUGGUAUCCGCAUGAUGAGCUUGAGCUACAGCAGAAUCUCCUUAAGAGACAUCUGUAUCAGGCUGCACCUAGGCAGCGAGGAGAGCGCCGAGUACAUUGUUGCCAAGGCCAUUCGGGAUGGGGUGAUUGAGGCGACUCUAGACCGUGAGCAUGGCUUCAUGAAGAGCAAGGAAGUAGGUGAUGUGUACGCCACACGCGAGCCUGGCGAGGCUUUCCACGACCGUAUCAGGGCUUGUCUCGCCCUCCACGACGAGAGUGUAAAGGCUAUGCGCUUCCCAAUGAACCAGCACCGUCUAGAGCUGAAGAACGCACAGGAGGCUCGGGAGCGUGAGCGGGAAAUGGCCAAGGAAAUACAGGAAGGCGACCUGGACGAAGACGACCUUGGAGGCGACUUUGACGGUAUCUAA
Molecule: messenger RNA, 1749 nt
Organism: Microdochium trichocladiopsis
Lineage: Eukaryota; Fungi; Ascomycota; Sordariomycetes; Xylariales; Microdochiaceae
Product: putative proteasome regulatory particle subunit
Exons: 3
Coding region: 1-1749 (582 amino acids)
Biological process (GO): ubiquitin-dependent protein catabolic process; regulation of protein catabolic process
Cellular component (GO): proteasome complex; proteasome regulatory particle, lid subcomplex
Molecular function (GO): enzyme regulator activity
Source: RefSeq, a predicted model, not a curated record